AUACUAAGAAAGCGUACUUAAAUUUCAACACAUUUUAUUAUUUUGAUUCGUGGAUUUUUUCAAAAUCAAAGAAAUUAAUUAAAUAUAUAGCUAAUAAUGCCUUCAGCUACAGACGAACGAGUUGAGAAUGUUGGAAAGAUACUUAACGACCCAAAUCGACCGAUGAAAGAGCGAUUUCGAGCUUUAUUUACGCUUAAAAAUAUUAAAGGUCCGAUAGCUAUAAAGUGUAUUGAGGAAGCAUUUGUGGAUGACUCGGAUCUCUUAAAACAUGAAUUGGCAUAUUGUCUUGGUCAAAUGAAGGAUACACGAGCAAUUCCAGCAUUAAUUAAAGUAUUGGAGGAUGUCAAUCAAGCACCAAUGGUCAGACAUGAAGCAGGCGAGGCAUUAGGAGCUAUUGGAUGUCCAAGUGUCAUUGAUUUACUCGAGAAAUAUUCCAAAGAUCCAAUUGUUGAGGUCGCAGAAACUUGUCAAAUUGCACUGGAUCGUGUAAAAUGGAUGCAAGAGCAGGAAAAGCUUGAUGACAAUAAUCCAUAUGCAUCUGUUGACCCAUCACCACCAAUGGCUAAUAAACAAACGGUUACUGAGCUACAGAAUGUUCUUAUGGACGAUAAAGAAAGUCUUUUUAAGAGAUACAGAGCAAUGUUCAGCUUAAGGAAUUUGAGGACGAAGGAAGCAGUCUUAGCUAUAGCUUCUGGAUUAAAGGAUAGCAGUGCAUUAUUUAGACAUGAAGUAGCAUUCGUACUCGGGCAGUUACAAGAUGAAAACUCAAUUCCUUAUCUUAUUGAGAACUUGGAAGAUCCAUUAGAGAAUGAAAUGGUCAGACAUGAAUGUGCUGAAGCACUUGGAGCCAUAGCUAAUGAAGAAUGUGUUGAAGUUCUUACAAAAUAUUUAAAAGAUGAGAAACGUGUAGUUAAAGAGAGUUGUGAAGUGGCGCUGGAUAUUUGCGAUUAUGAGAAAUCUGGUGAUUUUGAUUUCAUGUAA
Chironomus riparius is the source of this 981-nucleotide messenger RNA. NCBI's taxonomy places the organism in Eukaryota, Metazoa, Arthropoda, Insecta, Diptera, Chironomidae. The record is from the annotation of a GenBank genome assembly.